Molecule: messenger RNA, 815 nt
Organism: Danio rerio (zebrafish)
Lineage: Eukaryota; Metazoa; Chordata; Actinopteri; Cypriniformes; Danionidae
Source: RefSeq, a predicted model, not a curated record
UCAGCCGCCGGUGGUCAUCUGCUGUCAGGAGAGGAUCUGCAUUUCCCGUGGCCUGUGGAGGAGGAGAGAGGGCCGGACAGGGAGGGCGAGAAUCAGAGCCUCUCUUCCCCAGUGCACUUUGCAGUCAGUCAGGAAGGGGAGGGGGGAAGGAGGGGGCCGCGUUCACUGCUGGAUCGCUUAUCUGAGAUCUCAAAGUCCGCCUUUCGCCGUGCGCUCUCCCCUCUCCGCGGACCUGCCAUGGAUGUUACUCCUGGAUGUGCAUUCUUCAUAUUUUUCCUCCACUUUCAGCGCGCGGAUACUCUUUACAUCGCCAACAGUAUAGAUUCCCUGCAGCAUGUCCUGAGGGAGUACGGGCUGGUGAGGCCGGUCAGUGUGGAUGCAGACGGGCACUUCCUCACCCACGCCGUCUCUGCCAGCCGCUUGAGUGGGCAGGGGUCCCACCGGCGCAGGAGGAGGCAGGCCAACCAGCAAGGAGAGACAGACCACCUGAGGGAGACUCUCUUUUAUAAUGUCACUGUUUACGGACAGGAGUUUCACCUUCGCCUCAGGCUCAAUUCCAGGCUCGUGGCUCCGGGAGCUAAAGUGGAGUGGCUGGAGGACGAUAACCAAACACACUCGGAGCCCUUGUUGCCCAGUGACUGCUUAUAUGUGGGUUAUGUUACCAAUGUGCAGGAUACAUCCGUGGCUAUCAGCAAUUGCGAUGGCCUGGUAAGUUAGUUUGAUCUAAUAUGAAAAGCAUUACUGCAUGAUGAAAUGUGGGUUAAUGACAUUAUGCCUGUGUUUUGGAAAGCUUAAAAAUACUAUUCGUAUAAAUG